Molecule: messenger RNA, 2757 nt
Organism: Malassezia vespertilionis
Lineage: Eukaryota; Fungi; Basidiomycota; Malasseziomycetes; Malasseziales; Malasseziaceae
Gene: FIG4
Product: phosphatidylinositol-3,5-bisphosphate 5-phosphatase
Exons: 2
Coding region: 1-2757 (918 amino acids)
Biological process (GO): phosphatidylinositol dephosphorylation
Cellular component (GO): intracellular membrane-bounded organelle
Molecular function (GO): phosphatidylinositol-3,5-bisphosphate 5-phosphatase activity
Source: RefSeq, a predicted model, not a curated record
AUGGUGAUCAGAUUCACGGGCGGUGAAGCAAAAGAGGCACCAGAGCUGCCGACAGUCGAUGUCGAGCGGACAGUACCGCCAAUUGCCGCGCUCAGCUCGUCGCAUUCCGCAAAACAGGCGGGUCACUCAACGAUGCUCAAGAAAGAAGAGAGUGGGACUGAUAUUUUCCCAGCACCGUCGUCGCAUGAGGUUAAUGUGCCCUGCGAAAUGGAUCCCAAUGACGACACGUCUUGGUCACUUUGUGUGUCGACGGACAAUGUUGAGUACAGCCGCGAAGAAAUGGAUAAUUUGCUGGAGACUUUACGAGAAAAUAACAAGAGUGUCGGCGGUCUCAAGCACAAAGGGCGCUACUUUGGUCUUGUUGGUUUUGUCCGAUUCACGUCGGGAUAUCACAUGGUCCUCAUAUCUCGACGCAGUGUUGUGGCGCUUUUGGGAGGCCACUAUAUAUACCAUUGCGAUGAAACCAAGAUGCUUCCGAUAUUUCACUAUACACAUCUAUCCAAUGUUCCAGGACGUACAAAAGCAAAGGAAAACGCCGAAGCUAACCUGCUGCAUACAUUCAGCCAGGUGGAUCUGAGCAAGAAUUUUUAUUUCAGCUAUACAUACGACCUGACAAGUACGCUGCAAGUAAACAUGACCGGGCCUUGCGUUAGCAGCGAUGCGUUUAAUGCUGGAUCCUGGAACUACAACGAGAAAUUUAUCUGGAACUAUUAUCUUUUAAUCCCAGCGUUUCGAGACUGUCGGCAUACAGAAAGUCAAACUGAUGCGCAGGAAGACACAGUACUUGAAGCAAAGCGCCAAUGGGUUCUUCCCAUGGUCCAUGGAUUUGCUGAUCAAGCAAAACUAAGUGUCCUUGGCAGGGUCAUUUAUAUCACGCUAAUUGCUCGCCGUUCACGACAUUUUGCCGGCGCACGGUUUCAUAAGCGAGGUAUUAAUCCUCAUGGUUACGUUGCCAAUGAUGUCGAGACAGAGCAAGUGGUAAAUGAACCUAUUACAAGUUCUUUCUUUGCACCAAAUUAUCGCAGUUGGGCGCCUCAUCCACGCUACCGUGCGUCGCCGCGUUUCACCUCUUUUGUCAUGGUCCGCGGCUCUAUUCCUGUGUUUUGGACGCAGGAUACAUCCAACAUGUCUCCACGACCACCUAUUACGAUUUCACAUCCCGAUCCUUACUAUACCCCUGCGAUGCAGCACUUUGAUGUACUCUUUCGCGCAUAUGGAACGCCAGUUAUUGUGCUAAACCUCGUCAAAAGCAAGGAGAGGCAGCCCCGUGAAAGCAAACUGUUGCAGACGUACACGGAAUGUGUUCAACAGCUGAACCAAUUUUUGCCGGGUAGCGACGACUUGAAGCGAAGCAGGAAGAUACGGUACAUUGCGUGGGAUAUGAGCCGCGCAAGCAAGAGCCAGGACCAGGACGUGAUUGAGACACUGGAGACAAUUGCGAAAAACACCAUUGCUGCAACUGGCUAUUUCCAUUCGGGGCCGCUUCCCCAGCGACUUCAAGGGCAAAGUUCUCCAGGCACCAACAUUCUCUUGCAGCACGGCAUAACGCGCGUAAAUUGUGUGGACUGUCUUGAUAGGACCAAUGCAGCGCAGUUUGUCAUUGGAAAAGAAGCACUCGCACAACAACUUCACGCUCUGGGGCUGUUAGAGCAUUCAAGUUUAUCUUUUGACUCCGAGAUGACUCGUAUGCUCACAGAAAUGUACCACGACUUGGGCGAUACGAUUGCGCUCCAAUACGGCGGCUCGGCAUUGGCACAUAAGACCGAUACCUACCGUAAAAUAAAUCGAUGGACAUCCCAUUCGCGCGAUAUGGUGGAAGGACUGAGGCGGUACUAUGCAAACUCGUUUGCCGAUGCGGACAAACAAGCGGCCAUUGACCUGUUCCUUGGCCAGGAACAGUAUGGCCAGGAGGAGAUGCCUGUGAUCGCACGGUGGGAUAUACAAUCUUUUAAAGCGACGGAAGAGGCCCUUGUGCAAGACGAAAAUAUGGAACGCCACGAAACGUACAUGCGCGCUUUUGCGAAUGCAAACGACCAAUUCUGGGAUCUGUACUAUCGUCCGUCGUUGUUUACAGAUCUGCAGCGCCACCAUGCGUUCAAAAUGACAGCCGUACUGCAGCAACUUUCCAUCUUCCCGGGCUUUGCGUACCCAUCGCUAAACACCGAGGCAUCACUUAUGGUCGAUCCUACACCCUCGACGCCGCCAUCGGUCCAAGCGACUGACCAUCUAGCAAAGCGGACCUCGCUGUUGGGCGACAUGCAGCGCUGGAUGCGGCCCGCGGAGAACCCUAGCAACAAGAGCACUACUACACAGCAGCAUAGUGCAUCAGUGGAUUGCUCACAGGAAGCAAGUGCACAACGCACAGUUUCGCCGGCUUGGACGGAUGCAGCAUCCACCAUGGGAGCGUUGCUCGAUCGUAUACUGCAUCCCGUGAUUUCGAAGCAAGAACAGCGCGAGUACUUUGCUUAUGCAACACAGUUCAAACAGUUCUCGUUUGGACAGGUACAUCGUGCUACGGGUGCUGAUUUACACGUGUACGAUACGUUUACUAGUUUGUCUUCUACGCCAAUGCAGCUGCAAGGAAACUAUGAGCCGAACCGCGCUGACCCUACACUGCUGAACUACAUGCGAUUUGGCCAAGCGGCCCGAAAUUUGUCACACGGUUCGCAUCGUGGCACGCCGCCUCCCGAUCCACCCUCCAUGGACGCCAAAGUCCGUACCUUUGCCGCUUGGCUUCACGCGAUGCCUGCGCGCUAA